UAUUCACACUGGAUUGCUCUGGUUUAUUCAUAUCCUGUGACAGUGAAUCAGAUAUUGCUGUCUAUAUACAGCCUGAAUUGCCAGCCAACCUCGGGCCCAAAUAUGUAUUGAAUAUAGCUUGUUUUCCUGGGCAAAACUCCAGCUGUUCACUGAUGAAUCCACUGCUACUCAAAUACAGUAAGCCUAUAAACAAUUUGGAAAGUCUGCUCCCGGAACACAGGCGUUGUGAAAUCCAGUUCAUGUAACUUAAGAAUAUUUAAUGAUGAGAAAAGCUUUUGAAGUAGGAGACUUGCAUUGAAUGAGUUGAAGAGGAGGAAAAAAAGCGAACACUAAAACAGGGAAAUGACCUAGAGGCCUUACAAAUAUAUUUGUGCAUUUUUGUUCUGAGUCUACAAUUGAGGGCAAAUGCAAUCUGGAAGCACCACUUCUUAACGUUACAACGGAAACAACUACCUCAACGAACAAGGAAAGGAGAAGAAGGCUUGCAAUAAUAAACACUCUGUUUUUUCAUAGCUUAUAUUUGCAACGUCUUCUGUAAACGGAGUCUUUUCUUUUCUUUUUCUUUUCUUUCUUCCAGUAUUAAGAAGAGACACUACAAGUAAACUAAUUUGACAGACUGGCUCUGUCAAGACAUUUAAAGAUAUUUGAUCUGGUGACAUAAGGAUUUGCUUUUUCAAGGACGGAGCUUCUGCACUGCUUUUACAAUCGCUGUUGAUCAGUGGUUUGCUCCGCUUUUCCUGAUAUUACUGAUUGGAAAAUUAUAUUAAGGUAUUGCUUCUAAAAAUAUUAUUUGCAUUGACAAAAGUAACUUUUGUAGACUUAACAGGAAGUGUCAGUAUGCUCAUGAAGAAAUUAUAGGCGAUAACUUCUCUGCUGCAGUGUUGCUUUUCUGUAUGCAGGGUGGAAUACCAAACGAGACAGAGCAUUAUUAAGAUACUUCGGCAUGCUUUUUGAGUACAGUUUGUAACUGCAGCAGGGCUGCACUGAACACUGAAAAUACUAAGUCAGCAAAGCUGCUGCCUUUCUCACUGCUGAUACAGAUUAUACAGAUGCUUGCCUUUUUGAAAUGCCUUUUGUGAAACCUAUGUACACAGUCCUCCACUGUUACUGUACAUAACUAUAUAUUUGCGGAAGGAAUUUGACAAGUGAUUGUUAAUUCAAGGAAUCUUUGGACGAGCACUCACUUAUGUAUUGCUGUAGUGCACAAGAAAGCAAAAUGGACUAUAAGCGGCGCUUUUUGCUUGGCGGGUCCAAGCAAAAAGUGCAGCAACACCAGCAGUAUCAAAUGCCUGAGCUAGGCAGGACCCUGAGCGCACCGCUGGCAUCUACAACCCCAGCAUCCCCUUUGGUCUCCUCAGCUGCUGCGGGCAGCUGCAGCCACCCUGGAUCCCAUACUACUCCGAUUGCAGACAUCCAGCAGGGAAUCUCCAAAUAUCUGGAUGCACUCAAUGUGUUUUGCCGUACGAGCACUUUCCUUACAGACCUUUUCAGCAGUGUAUUUAGGAACUCGCACUAUUCUAAGGCAGCUAUGCAACUGAAAGACGUGCAGGAACAUGUCAUGGAAGCGGCAAGUCGACUCACAGCAGCAAUAAAACCAGAAAUAGCAAAAAUGCUGAUGGAACUGAGUGCAGGAGCUGCAAACUUCAAAGAUCAAAAAGAAUUCAGCCUACAAGACAUUGAGGUGCUUGGGCGAUGUUUCUUGACAGUGAUGCAGGUCCACUUUCAGUUCCUGUCGCAAGCUUUGCAGAAGGUCCAGCCAGUGGCACACUCUUGCUUUGCCGAAGCUGUAGCUCAGGAAAGAAAGAAUGUUAGUGGGGCUGGAGCCUCAAAUUUAAGCCCAACAAACGAGCUAGAAGAUGCAAUAAGAUCAUGGAGAGGAGCAGCAGAGGCCACAUCUCGAUUGCGAGAAAGAGGCUGCGAUGGAUGUUUGGCUGGAAUUGAAGUUCAGCAACUCUUCUGCUCACAAAGUGUGGCAAUUCCUGAACAUCAGCUCAAAGAACUAAACAUGAAAAUUGACAGUGCUUUGCAGGCUUACAAAGUGGCUUUGGAGAGUUUAGGCCAUUGUGAAUAUGCAAUGAAGGCUGGCUUCCACUUGAACCCGAAGGCUAUUGAAGCAAGUCUUCAGGGCUGUUGCAGUGAAGCUGAAGCCCAGCAAACAGGAAGGAGACAGACGCCACCUCAGCCAAUUCAAUGUGAACUCCCCACUGUACCUGUUCAGAUAGGAUCGCAUUUUCUGAAAGGAAUCUCUUUUAAUGAGUCUGCAGCAGAAAACCUGAAGCUGAAAACGCACACAAUGCUGCAGUUAAUUAAAGAAGCUGGAUGCCAUAAUGGACUGACACCACGGGAUGACUCUCCUGUUACUGAAGUACUAAAUCAGGUCUGCCCUUCAACUUGGCGAGGAGCCUGCAAAACUGCUGUACAGUUGUUAUUUGGCCAAGCUGGACUAGUGGUUGUGGACACAGCACAGAUUGAAAAUAAAGAGGCCUAUGCUCCUCAGAUAAGUUUAGAAGGAUCCAGAAUUGUUGUGCAAGUUCCAUCAACUUGGUGUCUGAAAGAAGAUCCAGCAACAAUGUCUUUGCUACAGAGGAGUCUGGACCCAGAGAAGACUUUGGGACUAGUAGAUGUGCUCUAUACUGCUGUGUUUGACAUACACAGAUGGAAGGAAGGAAGGGAGCAAGCUUUGCCUUGUAUUCAGAUCCAGUUACAGCGUGAAAUCUCAGACUUUGGGAAUCAAGUUGACAUGCCAUCUGGAAAUGGAAGCAAAUCAUCAGGUGGUCUACAAAAGACGUUCUCAAAACUGACUUCCCGGUUUACAAAAAAAACUUCCUGUACCAAUACAAGUAAUAGUGGAAGUUACUCAAUCCCCAAUACACCUUCCAAAAAUGUCUUCAUAAGUUCUAACUCGGAGGAAAAAGCUAAAAUGCCUGCUAACAUAGAUGCACGAUUACAGAGCAUUUUGAACAUUGGUAAUUUUCCUAGGACCACAGAUCCACUGCAGUCAGUUCAGAGCACAAAUAAUCAGUUACUGAAUGGGUUUUUAGUUGAAAGACAGGACAACUUCUUCAAGACAGAUGAGGGCAAGGAUGAUAAAGGUAUGAAUUUACCAACUGACCAAGAAAUGCAGGAUGUUAUAGAUUUCUUGUCUGGGUUUAACAUGGGCAAAUCCCAGCAGACUUCUCCGAUGGUAAAAAGAAGGAACUCUGUUGCAUCCUCUACAGCAACAGAACAAAAAUCAGGAACAGUACAACAGCAGCCGCAAUCUCUGUCUCACCCACCACUGCAUCCUUCUCAGCAAGGCUUGUCGCAGCAACAGCAGUCACAAAAGCAGCAACAGCAAAUGCAGUAUUAUCAACAUUUGCUUCAACCUAUUGGACCACAGCAACGUGUACCUGCCAAAUGGCUACCUAAUUCUUCACAGCAGCCAGCUCAAGCUGUUGGAGCUGGAUUGUCUCAUAUUAACCAGUGGAACAAUCCUGGUUUUUCAGAUUUAAGCUCUGAUUUAUACAGCUUGGGUCUUGUGAGCAGCUAUAUGGACAAUAUGAUGUCAGAGAUGUUAGGACAGAAACCACAAGGACCUAGAAACAACACAUGGCCAAAUCGUGACCAAACUGAUGGAGUGUUUGGGAUGUUAGGAGAAAUUUUGCCUUUUGACCCUGCAGUUGGCUCUGAUCCAGAAUUUGCCCGCUAUGUUGCUGGGGUCAACCAGGCUAUGCAACAAAAAAGGCAAGCACAGCACGUCCGUCGUCCAAGCAACACACGCAGCAACUGGCCUCUUCCUGAUGAUCCUCACAAAACCUGGCCCUUUCCUGAGUAUUUCGCAGAAGGUGACGUGACAAACAGUUGGUCUGGUACUCAAGGAGACUCUGCCAGCUCAAGUGAUGAGACCUCCUCAGCUAAUGGAGACAGUUUAUUCUCGAUGUUCUCAGGGCCAGACCUCGUUGCUGCUGUAAAGCAGAGAAGAAAGCACAGCAGCGGUGAGCAGGAACCGAGUACACUACCAUCACCACCUCUCCUUUCUGCAGUAGAUGACCGGAAUCAGGACAAUAAAACCAAAACUUGGCCUCCAAAGGCGCCCUGGCAGCAUACGUCCUCGGUCAUGAACACACUACCCAGUCAGAGUACAUCUUUGUAUCCUAUGAGCAGCCCUGUCAGCCAGUGGAGCGACACGAUGCAGAUCCUCCAGUCACCUGUGUGGGCAGCAGCUAAUGACUGUGCUCCAGCAACAGGAAUUUCCUCCAGCUUCGCCUAUGUGCAGCAACAGCAAUCACAGCAACAGGCUUCCCAGCACAAACAGAUGAAUAAGGGCUUUAAGUCUUUUCCAGUAAAACACGAACGCAGACCAUCUUACUUGCAUCAGUACUAAUUGCUUUUCUCAUUGGAAAAUGCAGCACAGGGCCAAACAGUCAUAGAUUAUAUAUACCUUGUUUUGCAAUUGGGUAUUGGCUAUAUCCUGUUUAUCUCAUUAAAUAUGGAAUAGAGGGUUACUGGGUGAUGCAUACAAACUCUUGAAUUCAGUUCUACAGUGCUGAGCAAAAAUGGCCAAUAUGUUUGUUAGAUGUACACGAAACAGCCCAAAACUGUGAUGUAGAAAUGCUUUUAAAAAUGUGUAUAUUGCCUUUACUUUCAAAACUCUUUUUUAAAGAGAACUGCUGAAGGACUACCAUACAAAAAACACUCUAUUUUAUAGCUAUUUUUCAUAUAGAUUUAUAGUUAAACAUCUUACUAAAUACAUUUAAUAUGUUGAAACAAAUAUAUAGUGGUCACUUUGCUCAACACUGUUUAAUUUUAUAAUGGACAAGCUGUAAAGCCUUUGUAUCCUCAGUAAGUGGCCUGUGGGCAACUUUUUUUUUUAAAAAAAAAUCAAGUCCAACAGCAGCUUAUGGUGUGCCACACAAGUGAGUUCAUUCUGAAACUACUGCAAAAACAGUUACAGAAGUAACUGUUCCCUUGCUCUCAGUAGCAAUCAGCUGGAAACUUGUGUCACAGAUGUCAUCUGGGCUGCUUAAAGUAGAUAGUAUCUGUGUGGAUAAUAUGACACUGGUAUUCAAAUACACAAUCUGUUACUACUUCAUUUGGCCAAAGGCAUUAUCCACACAGUGCUCCUUAAGUGUGUGAAACUUUGAGUAGCCUAAAAGACUACUUGCAUAUAUUUAAAGUCUUAUUUCAGAUGCUACAGUUGAUUAAAAAAAAAAAAAAAAAAAAAAAAAAAAAAAAAAAAAAAAGAAAAGAAAAAGAAAAAAGAAAAAAAAAGUGAGCUGGCUCAGAAGAUACUAGAACUGAAAUGUGGGGUAGCAGUUAGUUAAAGGAACAUUAUUUUUUUUAAAGAAUAAAGUAAUUAUUUGCAGUCAAUAUGUGCCAUUAAGUGAACCUGUGGAAUUAGGAAUAACCUUCCAACCAAAGUGGAUCCAGAAGAGUGACUGGUGCUUAAAAAUCGAAGAACAAUGGUAAAUAUAUGUAUAGCUAUCCCACUGUAUAUUAUUUGAGAUUACAGAAGAUUCUUUAUAUAGUUAAAGCUUAUUUAAAUUUUCAUAUUUCAUCUUUGAAAGAGUCUAAAAACCACAAUAUUUUCUGGUAUAAAAGUUUUGACAGUAUUAAUCUUAUUUUUGUAUUUUUCUUAAGUCAUAUCAUUCUAAUAUGUUAACUACUAGUAAAAUGGGUUAUUAGUUCUAACUGCAUAAUUUUUCAAUGAAGAUGAAGCACAUUUGUUUUGUUUUUACAAACUAAUUACAUCUAUAUCUAAAGAUACCAAAAAAAUACAUAAAUAUAUAUAAAUAAAAGGUAGACACAACACUAAAACUAUUAAACAUUUGGGUAUUUAAAACCCAACCACCUUUUUUGUUUGUAUGGUGACGGGCUAUAUUUGCAGGCCCAGAUUGUUACCUUUUGUGCUGUUUGAGGAUGCCAAUGUUGCCUGUAUUUAUGAUAUUGUCACCAUGUUUUCUGAAACUUCAUACUUACCAUGUUUACAAAGAUUUGUUUGCUGUACAUAGACUUUUUACAGUAAUGUGCUUUGCACAAUCAGUGUGGCUUCUGUCUGUAAGUUGUUAAUGGUCUGUACUACUAUAAUUUUGAAAACCCUCUGCUGAAAAUGUUAGUGUUAUUUAACUUGAUGAAUGGUUUUGAGUUUCUUAAAUCUUGUCAUUUAGAUCUAAUAUUAAACCCUAAAUUUGGUUAUACUUACUGGUUAUCUAUACUAAGACCAAAAUGAAAGUUAAUGAAAACACUUACUUUUGAACUUCUUAACAAGUGCCAAAAUUAUUGCUAUGGUUUUCGCAGUUUGUUCACAAUUACAAAUGCUGGCAAAUUUUUGGACCUACAUAAGCAAAUUGCGGAAACAAAGUUUGUCUGCAUUUUGACCACGUAGGUGCUACUCUGUCCUUUGCUUCCGAUUGUUCUGAACACUGGUAAUUUUAAGAAUUGUUGCACUUGGCAAAUGAUCUUGCCAUUAAAUCUCACUUACACUGCCAAGUGCAAGGGUUUGGUGCUUAGUUAACUUACCCUUAUUGCAGUGCUUCUUGUGAAUAGCUAAUGCUUCUGAACUGGAAUUGUACAUUUUUGUAUUUUAAAGCUUCUGUAAAAGUAAACUAUUUGCUUUAUUAAAGAUAAACAUUUAAUAGGUCA
Rhea pennata is the source of this 6621-nucleotide messenger RNA. RefSeq names its product granule associated Rac and RHOG effector 1 (gene GARRE1). Gene Ontology annotation, molecular function: CCR4-NOT complex binding. Bases 1187 to 4363 code for a protein of 1058 amino acids. NCBI's taxonomy places the organism in Eukaryota, Metazoa, Chordata, Aves, Rheiformes, Rheidae. Gene Ontology annotation, biological process: Rac protein signal transduction. The record is from RefSeq and is a predicted model, not a curated record. The transcript has 16 exons.